Molecule: messenger RNA, 2560 nt
Organism: Botrytis cinerea B05.10
Lineage: Eukaryota; Fungi; Ascomycota; Leotiomycetes; Helotiales; Sclerotiniaceae
Exons: 4
Coding region: 652-2172 (506 amino acids)
Cellular component (GO): membrane
Source: RefSeq, a predicted model, not a curated record
GCAGCAUUCGAUCUCAAGCCACUGUUCUCACUCGUCAACAUCAACAUCAAGCAUGGAAGAUCUGUGCUGGGAUCAGAUACAGAUGCCAGGAUGCCAGAGCAGAUUAUCCUAGCGCGUCAUCAAAACGGGGGGCGCGCAAGUAUCAAAGCUACCAAAGCUACCAAGCUACUUACUUUCUUCUUAGUCGUUGAUUCUGUCUUCUCUUCUUCAAUUGAUCCAGACUGAGUCUAACUGCUUAGACGACAGAUAGCUACCCAGCCUAGCUACUUGGUACUUGGCAGUGCACACUUGCUCUGUACAUGGUUUUUGGAUGCUCAAUUGAACUGAAUAUCGAUUGUUCCAACAAAAUAACUUGGAACAGACGUGCAACACAAUUCCAUUCGUGACUCUCUUUUAAUAGUAAUUAAUCAAGGAACACUCCUGGGGACUUUACCACCAUUACACUGUGGCCCAGUAGAUAGCUUGGCCGGGCUAUCAAUCCUCUAGACUCUACAUGCUAGAUUCUCAAUACGAGCAUUUUUAACCAAAACAAGGCCGGCUUCGAUUUUAAUUUUAAUUUCAAGGAGAGGAAGACGGCCAACCAUCCAGCCAGCCAGCCAACAGAAGCGCAACUUAAUUCAACGGCGAUGCAGUUCUCGUGAAAUCGAGAGAAUGUCCAUUUUACAAUCCAAAAAUAAAAGGCCUGAACCAUUAACUGAUGCUGAUUAUGAUCAUGAAAUUGGUUUGGAGGAUCAUGCAGAUCCAAAUGCGAUUCAAAGUCGGAGUCGAAGUCGGAGUCGUUCAAGAAGAGGGCAGGUCCAAAUUGAUGAUCUGCCAGCGAUAGUUGUAACAGAUGCGUCGUCGAGGGAUCGUGCGGAUGAGCCAUUGAGGAGAAAGAGGUCUUUGAGAGCGGAGUUGACAAGGAGGAAAUGGAGGAAAUAUAAGGAUGCGCAUGUUGCCGCAGAUGAGAUUGAAGACAGUCCUGUUAAAGUCAACUCGUUGGUAACCAUACCUCCAGAAGUCUAUGCUGCCGUUGAUGAUGAGGAAGAGAAUCGGGGCCGAAGUCGAAGAAGAACAAAAGCUCAACAGGAACGGGACAAACUGCCUUACGAGAUUGAUAUCUUAUAUGAAAACGAACGAGGGUUGAUUCUAUGUGGAUUGCAUAUGUUUUCUGGACAAGCGUUGGGGGUUUUGGAUGCCGCGCCUUGGACCAAGAUUACGAAUAAGCCCAGCUUGACAGAUACUUCAAAUGCACAAGUACCAGAUCCAAGUUGGGAAUGGGCGUGGCCGGAGUGGAUUGUCAAUCAUGAUGACGGGGUCGAUGAUGAAGGGUGGGAAUAUUCUUUCGCUUUCUCUAAGAAAUGGUCAUGGCAUAAUGCCAAAUGGUAUAGCUCAUUUGUUCGAAGAAGAGUAUGGAUUCGAAAACGAGUCAAAAAGGGUCAAAUGCCACUACAUGAUCACAUGCUUAAUGAGGAUUAUUUUACCAUAUAUCCACCACGUAGCAGAAGUCGCGCAACAACUCUUACAGGCCCCCAUGCUCUAGAUGCAGAUGGUCGAAGUCGGAACAGUUUGGCAGCCUCCAGCCGCAAUUACGAGACCGAGUGGAAGGUCGAGGAAAUAAGUAAUAUUGCAACGCUCAUGAAAGUGCUCCGAAUCUGUCGAAUUGAUAGAGAGAAAAUGGAAGCAGUGGAGAGUUUUAUCAAACAUGGAGGCGAGGAAUUGCAUUAUUUGACAGAGCCGGAACAUAUGCGUGAGAUUAUGAAUAUGUUUAUUUUUCAGGCAAGCAGACGGAUUUUGCUAGCGAGAUUGAUGAAGGAAUUUGAGGAAUCGGGUGGGGAGGUUGCGGAGGGUAACAAGGAGGAAGAGGAUGAGAUCGAAGGCGAUAACGCGAGUAUGAAACAAAGACAACGUGCCAAGAAUCUGGAAGCAGCACUUAAAGCUGCAGAUGAAGAAGUCAAGAGAUUGGAAUAUUGGAGUGAUGUUCGACGUAUGGCCGAGAAAGGAGAGACGAUUGGGGCAGUGGAUGAUGAAAAAGGAUGGGAUGGGAAUUGGGAGGGCUUGGAUGGAAGUGGACCCAAAGAUGCGAAAUUUGAUGGCAAGGUUAUGGAAGGGAAGGAGGGGGAUAGCAUUGAUGGGAAGGAAAAUGAGAAUAGUGAUAAGAGAGACAAGGGAAAGGAACGCGCUCAAGAUUAAAUGGGGCUCGCUUUUUGGGGGGAGCGAUUAAUGGGUUUAUAUACAUAUGAGUGGUUCAGUCAGAUACACGGGUAUGACGGAUCGAUGGGUCUUGGGAAUGGCGUUUUUUAAUCUCUUCGAUACCUUUGAGUGGAAGUCGAAAGAAGGUGCAUAGCGUUUUGGGUUAUAGAUUGGAUUGUAUAUUUUAAAGUUGUUGGGUAGUAUUGGAUACUAGGUAAUCCGAUACUUUUUGUAGCUGAAGCAAACAGGAGUUCAAGGGGGAGGGGUGGCAAAUGUGGAUAAUUGGUAGGAUGGAAGUAUGAAAUACCCGGAUAGGAUUAAUAUGGGACGAAUGGAGGUGAAAGCAUACCUAGUUUUACUUCCAAAAUAAUAACACGUUGUAUAAGGA